Mercenaria mercenaria is the source of this 2366-nucleotide messenger RNA. Its product is annotated as low-density lipoprotein receptor-related protein 5-like. Bases 1 to 1113 code for a protein of 370 amino acids. NCBI's taxonomy places the organism in Eukaryota, Metazoa, Mollusca, Bivalvia, Venerida, Veneridae. The transcript is spliced from 8 exons. The record is from RefSeq and is a predicted model, not a curated record.
AUGAAGAAGGUGGGGGACAGGGGAAGUGUAUAUGUAGGAAAGGAAGAUGGUACCUUCUCUGCGCAGAUCAUUCAAGAUCUACACAGACCAAGGGGAAUAACUCUAGAUUCAGAAAUUGGGUACCUGUAUAUAUGUGACUGGGGAAAUGAGCCACAUAUCCUUCGCUGCUUUAUGGAUGGUACUCAUUGUGAUACAUUCAUUCAUGUUCACGGAGGUCAUCCAAAUAUGGUUGUCAUAGCAACACCACUUACCAUGGAAACAGGGUCAGAGAACAGGAAAACUUUGUAUUGGACUGAUUCAAAACUAGAUGUAAUAAGUUAUGUAAACAUGAGGGAUGAUGCUGUCAUUUGGGAAAAGAUACAGUUAAAUCAUUCUCAGAAUACUCAUCCUGUUGGUCUGGUAGUUACAGACAGCACUAUAUAUUUUACUGACUGGAACACACAGUAUGUACAUAACAUGAAGAAGUCUGAUGUUACUGCAGUAAUGGAUAUACAUUUGGACAUGGGAAGUGUGUUUGGGAUGGAUCACAUACAGAAACCUCUCCAGGUUUCACAGACAGCCUGCUCAGUAGAUAAUGGUGGAUGUACACAUUUGUGUCUUGUCAAACCCGAGGGUCAGCAUACAUGCCUGUGUCCAGGCAGUGGAAAAAAUGUAUCCUGCACAGUUAAAGGAAAGAAGUUGCCUCCUCAUUCUGAUCUGAUGGAUAAACUGGACACAAAGAAGAUGAAGCCUGUUUCAAUGGAGACCAAGGACUCGAUACUGCUGGUUGUUCUACCAGUGACUGGUGUUGUCAUCCUUCUGCUUGCAGUCAUUGUCAUUGUGUUCUGUUACCAUAGGCACAAACAACGUAAGCAGAAUUGGAUGUUCAAGUUUGUACAAUACAUGAAGUCCAGACAGUCUGAGGAUGCUGAAGGACUUGUCUCUGACUCCACAAUGUCUGUAGCAGAUCCUAACUUUAAACAGUUUGAUGAUAUUGACUAUCCGGAAGACCAGUAUUGUCUGAGAAGCUAUGGUGGUAGAAAUGAUUACAGAGAAACUUCGAUGAUUUCCAACGACUCGGCAUUCACUGAGAUGAAAGAUUUUGAAACUUACAGCUCCAUUGAUAAUCUCUAAAUUCAUAUUUUGCAGUCUAUGAAUUUCGUAAUGUGUAAUGUACUGUCAGGGUAUUUCUCCACCAUUGUAUUCAGUAAUUCAUUUGCUGUUUGUUCACCAUGUUUUUGAUAUUUAUAUUGAAGAAUUUAUAUUUGAAAGCUAUAUGACAUACUGAUACCUAUUUUUGAUUUGUUUUGUUUAUCCGUUCACAAUAAAGGAAAAUUAUUUAUCAUAAAGAUGUAUAUUUAUUUACAGAUUUUUUUUUUAUAUUUGUUCAUAUUUACAAAUUAUAAGUGAGUAGAUGUACAGAUUAACAUAAGACUUUUGUUUUUUUCUGUAUGCUUCACUCUACAGAGUUUAAAUCUUUAUUACAAGAUUUUUUGUUGAGCCCGCUUGCGGAUGCGAAGACAUAGUUGUCCAAAUGGCUGUUCGGUGUAUGUGCGUGGGUGCGUCCGUCUGGAUUUGUUUGCCCGGACCAUAACUUUGACAUGCAUGGAGCAAUCUUGUUUAUAUUUGGCAUGAAUGUUAACCUCAGUGAGACGGAGUGUCGUGCGCAAACCCAGGUUCCUAUCUCAAAGGUCAAAGUCACACUUACAGGUCAAAGGUCAAAUUCAAAAAUGACUGUCCGGAGCAUUUCUUCUUCAUGCAUGGAAGGAUUUUGAUGUAACUCGGCACAAUUGUUCACCAUCAUGAGAAGGAGUGUCACACGCAAGAACCAGGUCCCUAGGUCUAAGGUCAAGGUCACACUUAGAGGUCAAAGGAUACAAGAAUGACAACUUUGUCGGGAGCAUUUCUUCUUCAUGAAUGGAGGGAUUUUGAUGUAACUUGGCACAAAUGUUCACCACCAUGAGACGGAGUGUCAUGCGCAAGAACCAGGUCCCUAGGGCUAAGGUCAAGGUCACACUUAGAGGUCAAAAGUCAAAUACAAGAAUGACUGUCUGGAGCAUUUUUUUUUUAUGCAUAGAGGGAUUUUGAUGUAAUUUGGCACAAUUGUUCAUCAUCAUAAGAUGGAGUGGAUCCUAGAAUUACUUCCCUUUGUUGUUACUAUAAAUAGCUUAUAUUCGUAACUUUUUUAUUACUGGUCAUAGGGAAAAAUCAAGACCACUUUUCUGUCGUACAACAUGCUUGUUACAUCCAAUUUUCAGGCGAUUUUUGACCUAUCUCUACUGGUGAUGAUUUUUGUGUGGACAUAGAACUUCUUUUAUUUUUUUUUUUAAGAUUUACGUCCCUUUAUUGUUACUUUAAAUAACUUAUAUUGUAACUUUUUGCAAUCU